UUGUGUGUGUUUGUGUCUUUUGUUCAUUUCGCAGACCCUCACGGCAAUAAGUGGCACCCGAACAGGGACCUGAGGGAAAAUCCCCAGCGGUUAAAAGAAAGGACAGUGAAACCGAAAGGGAAAAGCAUGUGAGUGGUUACCCACCUGCUGGCUGAAGUGGAGACGAUGAGCAACAUUUCACCUGUGGAUGACAUGCUGUUCCGCGCCUUCUCCCAGAUGAGUACAUCCCGCACCUUCACUUUUGGCACUCAACAAGCCCAUCCCCCUACCUGGGGUCAAUUGAAGAAAUUGACCCAAGAAGCAGAAAAUGCACUUUGCCGUCUGAACCAGCCACUAAAUUCAGCUAAUCUUUUGCUGGCCAUGAUGGCAGUUGUAACCUGCCAGUCUUCCUCCGAUGGUCCCGACAACAAGCCGUAGCUAGUGACAAUCAGCAAAUAAUGUCAGCUCUGCAGCAUGUAACCUCUCAAAUAAAAUUAAAAAAAGGGGGAAAUGUAGAUUGUAUGUGAGUUUA
Messenger RNA from Molossus molossus (Pallas's mastiff bat), 511 nucleotides. Its product is annotated as periphilin-1-like. Lineage: Eukaryota; Metazoa; Chordata; Mammalia; Chiroptera; Molossidae. The transcript is spliced from 3 exons. The record is from RefSeq and is a predicted model, not a curated record. The coding region runs from base 166 to 417 and encodes 83 amino acids.